Molecule: messenger RNA, 411 nt
Organism: Pyrenophora tritici-repentis Pt-1C-BFP
Lineage: Eukaryota; Fungi; Ascomycota; Dothideomycetes; Pleosporales; Pleosporaceae
Source: RefSeq, a predicted model, not a curated record
AUGGCCUAUACGGCUGAGCUCCGCCUGGCCCUGCGCGCCGUCCACCGGGCCGCCCUCCUUACCAAAUCCGUGCUCCGCAGCCUCUCCAACAACGUGUCCGCAGAGACAAAGGCAGACGACAGUCCCGUGACGAUUGCGGAUUUCGCCGCCCAGGCUCUCCUCAUUUCCGCCCUGCUAGCUGUGUAUCCAAAUGACCGCUUCUUAGGUGAGGAGAGCGCAGAUGCAUUGCGCCAGAAUGAGCAGCUCGCCGACCGUGUCUGGCAACUUGUGCAACAGGCAAAGGAGGAGGCUCAUGCAGCUUCCAACGGAAUCGGUAACGAAGAGGAGGCGCAGAAGCACGCGAGGACACGGGGAGAGGACGGGUAUGGGUUAUGGAUCCAGUUGAUGGAACGGCGACUUUCAUGCAAGUAA